GCGGAAUGCUUUUUGGGUUGCGCUGCCAGAAAAUUGAAAGCGUAGCUUUGUGUCUUUGUCACUGCGGUGGUCGUUCGUUGGUCUAUCUGCUUUUAACACUUAUACGUAUACACACUACUUGCCCCAAUCAUGAAAUUAGUGAGAUUUUUAAUGAAACUGAAUAACGAGACGGUUACCGUCGAGUUGAAAAACGGCACAGUUGUUCACGGCACGAUCACUGGUGUCGACAUGAGCAUGAACACACACUUGAAGACGGUCAAGAUGACUGUAAAGAACCGAGACCCUACUAGUUUGGAUUCACUUAGCAUUCGAGGAAACAACAUUCGAUGCGUUAUUCUUCCUGACAGUUUACCGCUCGACACACUGCUUAUUGACGAUUCACCAAAGUCCAAGGGCAAGAAGAAAGAAGCACCCGCGGCUCGCGGACGUGGACGUGGUAUUCGUGGUGGUGGUGGCGGUGGCGGCGGUGGUCGUGGAGGAAGAGGCAGAGGCAGGCGUUAAAAAAAAGAAAUAUAUUCAUACGUAUAUUUUUUAUAUUUGCAACCAAAACGAAGCAAACCAAUAAAACACACACAUCCUCAACCAGUUUUCUCCUCUCAACAAUACACAACCGCAACAACAGCAGUAGUUCCCUCACCAUGAACACCGAUAACACUUUGAUUUAUAUUAAAAACAAGGUAGAAAAGAUAAAGACUUUUCAUUUUUAGACAAGCUGCGGCUGCUACUGGUGUUCAAGAGGAAGAGAGAAAGAGAGAGAGAGAAGGAAGGAGUGAUGGGAGCUGCAUCUACUAUCU
Zychaea mexicana is the source of this 794-nucleotide messenger RNA. RefSeq lists its product as uncharacterized. Gene Ontology annotation, molecular function: RNA binding. Gene Ontology annotation, cellular component: U5 snRNP; SMN-Sm protein complex; U2 snRNP. Bases 130 to 501 code for a protein of 123 amino acids. The record is from RefSeq and is a predicted model, not a curated record. Lineage: Eukaryota; Fungi; Mucoromycota; Mucoromycetes; Mucorales; Lichtheimiaceae. Gene Ontology annotation, biological process: RNA processing; spliceosomal snRNP assembly. The transcript has 4 exons.